GAGUGUUGACGGUAAUUAUCAGCGGUGAAGAAGAAACCACGACAGCACAUGGUUGAACUGGUCGGAAAUCUACAUUCGUCUCUUGUAUUUGUCUCAACUUUUGUUUUUACACGGAUGUUAUAAAGUUGUUUUGCUCUCCAGUCUUGUAUCUAUUCGCUGGCACGGUAGGAAGUGCGUUUGAUUCAGCCCCACCAUGGUUCGAGCACAAAGGUGAGUUUGGUUUACAUUAGCCUUGAUCACAAUCUGCGAGUUUACAUGAUUUAAUAUGAGUGUUAUUCGAUUUUUUUAAAAGCCUUUUACAGCUAAUGAUAAAGAUAUUUUAAGUCUUAGUCCUUAAAUUGUCACCUGGAUCUUCAGAAGUGAUCCACCUGCUCAUUGACACGAACAGUCUGGAUGUUUACCUGUUCAUUUUCUGUGAACCAUUUAGAAGUAAAAAGGUACGGAGGCCGAGAAGGACGGAGCAAUAUGAUGAAGAUGAUCCUGAAUCUUACAAGAACAUGCCUGUCCCUGACAAGGUGAGAGGACUCUGCAGGAAAAAAAGAUACAGACUGACAUCUCAUUAAAUUUACUUUGGUCUGAUCUGAACAUGUCAUCUUUUGUUUCUUUUAGAAGUCAUCAAAGUACACGAAGGACAAAAUCGACGAGUUUCACGAUGAAAAGAUAGCAGUAAGUAUUCCUUAUAGAUAUACUUUUCAAUAGUCAGCAUUCUGCCAUGUCUCAGCCCUAUUCUACCAAUAGUAGGGCUGAGACAACAUACCUUUCUCCUGAUUCGAUUCUUCUACGAUUUUUUUUUAUGCCGAUUUGAUUUAAAUUGCGAUUCUACGAUAUUGUCGAUUAUCUUGAUAUUAAACACACCGGGGCCGACGCGAAAAUAGAACACGAAAUUACGAAAUAUUCAGAGAUUGGUCAGAAGUGGACACACAGUAUGCGAAACUUUUGAAAAAUCGACAGUGAUACAAAAAAUAAAUAGUGCAAUAUGGCAGGAUGGCAAAACGUCGCUGAUGUUAACGCUUGUAUUGACAGGACACGGGUUCGGAAACAAAUAUUGACGUCUGCAAAAAUCGCACCAAAAAUGCUCUCAGUGUGAAAAGACCUUAAGUCUGCAUUUUUAACACCAGGGAAACAGUUGAAUGAUUAUGAUUGCCUACUGACUUUUCCAAGAACCAUAUUUCCCCAAAAAAUAUACAUCACAUCUAAGUCAGUUUUUAAGAUUUAUUCUUAAACUGAAAAAAAAAAAAAGAUUUUUGAACACGCAACAAUAACACUUUAACAGUGCAACGCCUCAUGACAAAACGUCGAAGAGACACAAAGACCUCACAGAUACAGUAGCUUAUUGUAUUGCAAAAGACAUGCUACCAAUAAGCACUGUUAAAUUUUAUUUUUUAUAUCGUGAUAUAUAUCGAUAUCGAUUGAUAUGACAGAAAUAUAUUGUGGUUAACUUUUUCCCAUAUCGCCCAGCCCUACUCAUUAGUAGUUUUUCAAUGAGGUGUUGUUUUUGGGUUGUAUUAAGUUGUUUUUUUUGGUCUGUUUGCCACAGAAACUCCUUGCCAGAGGUGUUCAGGUGGAGAGCGAUGUGGAGGAGCUAGAUGAUGAGGUAACAACUCAUGUUUUUUUUAUUUUUAGCUGGAACAUAAAUGUGAUUUAAGAAAAAAAAAUAAGAGCUUGACUAUAUUUAACAGGAUGAAGUGAUGGCCUUGGAUGAUUCUGAAUCAGAGGAAGAAGAUGAGGAAGAAGAAGAGGUGGAGGAGGAUGAAGAAGAGGGGACAGACAUGGAGAGUGAUCUAGAGGGGAAAAAAGAAGAAAGUAAGUGUAAAAUCAUGGUUUAUGUUUAAGAAUUGUUUGCACCAGUACAUGUUUUUAACUCUAUGGUUGUUGUCCUCCUCAGGUCUUCCUAAUGAGCUGGCAUGGGGCACCAAGAAGAAGAUGUUCUACGACACCGACUACGUGACCACGAGUAAGCAUUUAAUCUGCGUUUUUAAAAACUGAUAUUUGUUUGUCUGUGUGGUUGCUUCUUCUCACAUUCAAAGUGUUACUGCAGAAGGAAAAUCACAGGAAGAGCUGGAAGCUGAGGAACAAGAGGAGGAAGAAGAGGCUAAAAAGAUUCAAAACCGUUUGGCUGAAAAUCUCUGUGAGGACGACUACGAUUUGAACCUUUUUCAGGUACAUUUUACUGUUUUUAUUGCACAUAUAUAGAGCUGCAUGUACUUCCCAUGUGGUCAUAUUGGAAAAGUAAUGUGUCUUGUCUAAAUGCAGGAGUUUGCAGUGGAGGAAAAGGAUAAAGAUAAGGCUGAAGAAAAAGAGGAGAGGAUUGUCAAAGACCUGAAGCAGAUGUCCCAGAAGGAGAAGAUGAAACUCCUGAAGAAAGAGUCACCAGAGCUGCUUGAACUUAUUCAGGACUUCAAAGCGAAGGUAAGGCAUAUCACAAAAACAGAAACGGUCCCAACUCACAUUUUUACUAAGUAACCAAAUGUCUACAAGCUGCUGAUCUUGAAUUGUUUCCCUUUUCAAUGAUGUUUGAAGCUCACUGAACUGAAGGAUGAGCUGCAGCCCUUGGUUCAGAUGGUUGACGAUGGAAAGAUCCCACAAGGCAAGGUGAGUGCAUUCAGCGCCAAAGUACGUGAGGGACAAAAUGUGUGAAUCUGCUAACAUGCAUGCUGAGAAAUACGAAAAAUCUUAAACUGUGGCGCAGAUUUUUUCAUUUAAGUGCAUGAAGCUAGAAAACCUUUUGUUUUUGCUCUACAGGGUGCAGACUACCUCAAGACGAAACGGCAACUAUAUCUCAAGUACGUUUAGAUUUUUACUGUUUACAAUUUUAAGUCCUGCCCCAGUCUUUCAAUGAAUGACCGGUAAUCUUGUCUUUUCAGUUACUGCACAAACAUCAGCUUCUACUUGGUGCUGAAAGCUAAACGAAUCCCUGCUCAUAACCAUCCUGUGAUCGAAAGACUGCUUACCUACAGAAAUGUAAGUCUACAUGCGGAGCCUGUACAGUCAGCGUUCAACAAAACUGCACUUAAACUUCUAAAGUUUGGAGACCAUCUCUGCAGCUGCGAUUCAUUUUCUUUUUUAGACUACAAUUAUUUCUGAUGAAUUAAGUAGAUCUGUUGCAAGUACAACCACAUUGUGUCUUACUGACUGUUAAAUACCUGCAGCUCAUCAAUGAACUGGGUUCAGUCGACGCUCGGCUUGCACCACAGUAUCGUCAGUUACUGGCAGGUGAGGAGGGGGAGACCUCUUCUAACAGACCAGCAGAGGGCAAGAAAACCAAAGUCUCUAGAAAGAAAGAAAAGGUGAGCUGUAUUUUUCAUUUAUUGAUAUGCAUGGGUGUGAGUGGGGGAAGUUAUAAAUGCCUCUUACGGAGGAAUUAAAUGAGAGUAUUCUGUGUUUGCAGACUUCUGGAGAGGCUCUUCCUGACGUAGCAGAGGACUCAGACUCUGACCUGGAUGAGGAGGCAGCUUUACGUUUCUACAGAGAUGUGGAGCAGCAGGCGAAGAUGAAGAGGAAGAAUAAAAUGCCAGAAGCUGAAGAGUAUGUGUGAUUUGAACCUUGAUUAGUGAUCCUGCAAAAAAAAAAUCAUUUACCUCUAAUGACAAUGUCACAUUUGUUGCAGGUUGGAGGAAAAUGAGGAUGAGGAUGAGCUGGAUCCAGAUGCUAAGAGAGGAAUCACUUACCAGGUGCUGAAUAGCAUUCUCUGAGGAAGACAAUCAUGAUUUAAUUUACUUGGAAUUGAUUGAUUCUUUAACUACUGCAGUACAUGGAGUUUUUAAUUUUAGGCAAGUUUUUGGUUGUGUGAGGGCACCACCUGCUGGAUGGUUUCGGUAGCAUGCGUUACAUUAUUGCUGUUCACCCAUGCAAGACAACUUGGAUACUUGGAUAUAUUUACUUUUGCACACGAUUUAACCUAAAAAUUUAAGUAUUAUUAAAUAUUUGAAAUUUUCGACUGUGCUCUGCCCAUUAACCUUGAGAUUUUGCAUGCUGUAGAUAUUUUGGGACUACUUGUACCAUAUUCACUCUAUGCAUCUGAUGUCAGACUUUGUCACUGGAACAGCUGCUCUAACGCUGUCCUUUACGUUUCCCACAGAUGGCAAAGAACAAAGGGCUCACACCGAAGAGAAGGAAGAUCGACCGUAAUCCCAGGGUCAAGCACAGAGAGAAGUUCAGGCGAGCCAAAAUCCGCAGAAAGGGACAGGUUUGUAUUCCACACAUGGAUGUUAACGCUCUCUAAAAUUAGAGUUCAGAUUAAUGUGUUGAGCGUCUCUGAGGAUGGUGAGAAAUUGACCCCAACUUGUUCAUGUCUUCCAGGUCCGUGAGGUUCGUCGGGAAGAGACGAGAUACAGCGGAGAGCUGUCUGGUAUUCGUGCCGGUGUCAAGAAGAGCGUCAAACUUAAAUAGCCGAAAGAGAAUCCAGAUUAUUCUACCAAGAUUAGCCACAUAUGUGUUUAUUAUGGGUAACCCUAGUGUUAAAUCAUCUUACUAUUCAACUGUUGUAAAAGGAUUUUCUUUCUGAUCAUUUGAAUAAACAUCAUACAACCCUCAAA
This is a messenger RNA of Xyrichtys novacula (pearly razorfish), 4535 nucleotides long. NCBI's taxonomy places the organism in Eukaryota, Metazoa, Chordata, Actinopteri, Labriformes, Labridae. The record is from the annotation of a GenBank genome assembly.